CUCAGUUUAGGUUAUCGAAUGCUUAUCAGCGUCGGGUCACGUGUUGGUUCUUCAACCUCGGCAGUAUCCAUUCCGAACGGGGAACCGAGCUGGUACGAUCAACGUUACUAUGAUUGUCGACAGUGCGACCUUGGGCUGUCGCCUUCACUUCCAACAACUUACCCACCCUUCCGCUCCGCUAUUCCAACGAUGAUUCAACGAUGAGUUCGACAAACUUUGCCGCUGCUCAGGAGAGGGUUCUGGAACGUCGCCGUCUCCGCGAAGCCGAAGCUCGCGCCAGGCUUGCGGAGCAGCAACGGGCCUCGCCGCUCAAUCAUCCCACCCUCCAAAGACUUCCUUACCCCCUGAACAAACUGCCCCAAUCUGCCUUCUCGUUAUGGAAUACUAUAAGAGGGCGCGAAGGCAUCAGGCCUGCUUAUCGUGUGGGUCAGGUUGAUGCCGAACUGCUGGAUGAAGAAUUACUGGGGCUGCUCAAAGGCCAGGUCGGAGACGCAUUAAAAUAUUUUGGGCCUCAAAUGCGCGAGGACUGGUCUCAUGAGAUCCAGUUUACUCUCCGUGCGAUUCUAUUCAAGCUCUCAAUAUGGGACCACAAUUCCUCUUAUGGUGCGGCAUUACAGAACCUGAAAUAUAUUGAUAGUCGCAGCAAAGGGCCUGUUUACUCGGCUCCAACGAAGUGGCAGAAAUCUUUGUAUGGGUUGCUUACUGUCGGUGGCCGCUACGCUUGGGGUAAGUGGGAAAGCUGGCUGAUCAACCAAGAGAGUGGCUACGAAGAACCAUCCCAAGAAGUGCGGAUGUUAGCACGUCUGACAGAUCUUGUCUCCGCAACCCAUUCGAUCGCUGCCUUCGUCUCUUUCCUUGUGUUCUUGGUGAAUGGCCGAUACCGAACCUUGGCCGACCGAAUACUUCGCAUGCGCCUUCUUCCACCAUCUGCACAAGCGAGUCGUGAAGUGUCAUUUGAAUAUCUUAAUCGUCAGCUGGUAUGGCACGCCAUUACGGAAUUCCUCCUCUUCCUGCUGCCGCUUGUUGGAAUUAGCCGGUGGCGUCGAUGGCUCUCCAGGCUGUGGCGGAAGACAUUAUCCACUCUUAAAGCCGGCAGCGAGGAUGACGAGCAGACUGGAAAGCAGGGGGAAUUGGCAUUCCUUCCAGAGAGGACCUGCGCUAUUUGUUAUAAAGACAACAACCCCACUUCCACGACAGAGGGCGAAGCAAUAGCCGCGUCAGCUUCAUCUGGCGGCAUCAUCGGAUCAGCCCAGACCGAUAUAACGAACCCCUACGAAACGAUACCUUGCGGCUGUAUGUACUGCUUUGUCUGUAUCGUGCAGAAGUUAGAAGGGGAAGAGGGGGAGGGCUGGGUCUGUCUACGCUGCGGCGAGAUUGUGAAGAAAUGCAAACCCUGGAAUGGCGAUGUGCUUGAAGAGACACGCCCGCAGUCAAGCUCGGGGAAGAUGGUGGGGUUUGCUGUAGAUGGAAGCGCCGGUCCCGAUGAUAGCACCGUGGAUGAACAGGAAGCUGAAGGCCACACUGGGAAGAAAAGCCCAUUACAGGAGUUAGCGUCGGACGAGGCGCUGCACCACUCGAGUCAAUGGUCCACCAUUGAGAAGGACUCAGUUGAAGAGGUGUAUGAUGGAGAAGUAGAGGCGGCUGGGUCAGCACAGUAGAGAUCUGACGCCUUACCUGGGUGCUGCCAAGGUAAAUUGCAUUGGCGGACGGCCAGAUUAUACCUGUUGCAGUUCCUUUGUAUUAUGCUUCCCCUUGAUAUGUGAUGACGACAUGUGUUGUUUAAAGUCAGCUCCCACUGGAAGAUACCCAGCAUGUCAUGUUCCUCUUGCCUGGGGCUCAUGAAUCAACGCAAUAAUAUAUUCAGUCUACUGCCUACUGC
Messenger RNA from Aspergillus sclerotioniger CBS 115572, 1879 nucleotides. Its product is annotated as pex2/pex10/pex12 family protein. Gene Ontology annotation, biological process: protein import into peroxisome matrix. Gene Ontology annotation, molecular function: zinc ion binding. The record is from RefSeq and is a predicted model, not a curated record. Gene Ontology annotation, cellular component: peroxisomal membrane. The transcript is spliced from 3 exons. Lineage: Eukaryota; Fungi; Ascomycota; Eurotiomycetes; Eurotiales; Aspergillaceae. The coding region runs from base 201 to 1658 and encodes 485 amino acids.